This is a messenger RNA of Triticum turgidum subsp. durum (durum wheat), 222 nucleotides long. Lineage: Eukaryota; Viridiplantae; Streptophyta; Magnoliopsida; Poales; Poaceae. The record is from the annotation of a GenBank genome assembly.
AUGGCCGCCGUGAUUGCAAAGUUCGUUGUGCCGGUGAUCGUGAUGAUCAUGGUGUUCUCGGCGGUUCUCGGCGCCGCGCGGCCGCUGGUGGGAGAGGAGUGGGGCGCCGGAGAAGCCACCUCCGGCGAGUCCGUCGUCGGGUUCAUCCGGCACGUGUAUCUGCAGCAACUGCAAGGGCCAGGCCACUCGUGCUCAACCUGGGACCCAAACGGCGGGUGCUGA